CCGGUUGAGUCGGUCGACCCCGGACGGUCAAGAAACGCGACACCAAAGCAGCGUCCCUCAUUUUUCGCCUCCCGUCGCCCACCCGUUCGCGCCGUCGCAGUUGAAACGAAGAAGAAGCCCAAGGAGACCUCCGGCUCGGCGGCGAUCCCGCGUUUCGUUCGAGGAGGGAGAUCAUGCAGCGGUCGUCGAGCGCUCGCCGAGUCUCCGAGGCUCCUCCGCCGCCGCCGCCGACGACGACGACGGCUUCGCAAUCGCGUCGCUCAAGGACCCGGGAGGGAGACGACCGCCGGCGGGAGCAGCUGCCGACGUGCGAUCCGCUGUCGCACGCAGCGAGGAAGGAGCGGUCGCGCCUCAGGUCGGCGGAGAACGCCGUCCACGCGAUCCCUCUGUUGCUGGUUCUGUGCGCGUUCCUCCUCUGGCUCUUCUCCAGUCCAGGAUCGGAGUUCUGAGGACUACCGGAAAGCACACCCUGCAGAUCUUUGCUCAGAGUUCUUCUCUAUCCAUCUCUGUUUCUUGCUGAGGAUGGAAUUUUUCUUUCUCAUUCUUUUGGCCGAUGUCAACACGUGAAAUCCCAUUAUUUAUUCUCGACUAAGGAUGUAAUGCAAUGUCUGAUUACGAGGAAUAAAGAGCUGUUCUUCGUUUCUGA
Rhodamnia argentea is the source of this 646-nucleotide messenger RNA. RefSeq lists its product as uncharacterized. NCBI's taxonomy places the organism in Eukaryota, Viridiplantae, Streptophyta, Magnoliopsida, Myrtales, Myrtaceae. The transcript is spliced from 2 exons. The record is from RefSeq and is a predicted model, not a curated record. Bases 174 to 449 code for a protein of 91 amino acids.